Messenger RNA from Alternaria postmessia, 4341 nucleotides. RefSeq lists its product as uncharacterized. Gene Ontology annotation, biological process: transmembrane transport. Lineage: Eukaryota; Fungi; Ascomycota; Dothideomycetes; Pleosporales; Pleosporaceae. The transcript has 2 exons. Gene Ontology annotation, molecular function: ABC-type transporter activity; ATP hydrolysis activity; ATP binding. Bases 1 to 4341 code for a protein of 1446 amino acids. The record is from RefSeq and is a predicted model, not a curated record. Gene Ontology annotation, cellular component: membrane.
AUGUCACCCAAUACCUCUGAUGAUACAGAUGACGAAACAAUCACCUCUUCUGCCCCUCAGAAUGAUCAAAACGAAGAAUCUCUUUCACCUGCUGCAGUCGCGCGCCUUGUUCGACGUGUCUCGGCUGCACACGACCCAGACCGGAAAAUCGACCCUUUUGACGUUGACGACCCAAACUGGACUCUGGAAAGGACGCUUGCAAUUGCUAUCGAUCGAGGAGCACGGGAUGGCGCAGGGCCUCUGUCACCACAUGUGACGCUUGCGUGGAAGGAUGUCUCCGUAUACGGCGACGAUGUCGGCAGGGCUACACAGCAAGACGCGCUGUCCCUCUUCACCAAUCUCAUCACUAUGAUCCGCAACUCAUUGAAGAAGCCGCAAGAGAGAAGAAUUCUCCAUGAUAUCGACGGAAUACUCGCUCCUGGCGAGAUGAUGUUGGUCCUUGGGCCUCCAUCCAGUGGUUGCACGACAUUGUUGAGAAUGCUCUCUGGACAGAUCGAAGGCUACCGGAAAUGGUCUGGAUCUAUCAGCUACAGCGGUAUCAAUCUUGAGACUAUGCGAAAGCGAUUCGCAGGUAUGCUGACCUUCAACGACGCCAUCGACCACCACUUCCCCUAUCUUACGGUUUCUCAAACUUUGGAGUUUGCAGCCAGUACCAAGACACCUCGGAUGCGUAUGGACGGUGUCUCACGAAAGCAGUACAUCGAAGGCAUCAAAAACAUCCUCAUGGCAAUCUUCGGUUUAAGACACACAGCCCAGACCCGCGUGGGCAAUGACUUCGUACGAGGUGUAUCUGGAGGCGAGAGGCGUAGAGUUUCAAUCGCUGAAAUGCUUCUUACUCGAGCUUGCGUGACCUGCUGGGACAAUCCAACAAAGGGUCUUGAUAGCUCAACAUCUUUAGACUUCGCCAGAGCGCUGCGUGUUGCCACCGACCUCACCAAUAACGUAUCCAUAUCUGCUUUGUACCAGCCAGGUGAUUCACUGGCUGGCACGUACGACAAAGUGCUGCUUCUUCAUGAGGGUCGCCAGAUCUACUUCGGAGACGUGCACGCAGCGAAAGGUUUCUUCGAAACCAUGGGCUUCGUCUGCCCCUCUCGUCAGACUGUUGCAGAGUUCCUGGUCUCUAUAACAGAUCCAAGCGCACGAGUUGUGCGUGAAGGUUGCGAGAACCAAGUUCCACGUACUGCACAAGAGUUUGAGGAUCGUUGGAGAGCCAGUGCUGAUUACCACAACUUGAGGCUGGCGAUCGAAGAACAUCUCGACACAGUUGACUCUAUGCAGAGUCAGGAAUUGAACCGAUUCAAGAGCGUGCGAUCUGCUGAAAGAGCCCCCGCUACUCGCGUAUACUCGCCAUACACUCUGAACCUUGGCAUGCAGUUCACCACGACUUUCAAACGAGCCGUUCAACGGAUCCAAGGAGAGUAUGCCUAUUUUACGGCUAUCACAGCGACGAUGCUCAUCAUCCCGUUGAUCAUGGGGUCGAUGUUCUAUCAGAUUGAUCCUGGAACAAGCGGAUUCUUUUCUAAAGGCGGUAUCAUCUUCUUCAUUGUCCUCUUCAACAUCAUCAUCAAUUUUGCUGAAAUUGUCGCGCAAUUUUCGCAGAGACCGAUUGUUGAGAAACAUCAUGCCUACAGCAUGUACCACCCGUACAUCGAUGCUCUGGCUACAAUGAUUUCGCAAUACCCAAUCAAGAUCAUCAACAUCAUGCUGUUCACGGUCAUUGUUUACUUCAUGGCUGAUCUAAAGAAGGAAGCUGGUCCAUUCUUCCUCUUCGUUGUCUUCACCUACCUUACUACAGUAACCAUGACUGCCUGGUUUCGCAUUAUCGCAGCAUUCACUUCGACUGUGGACAUAGCGUUAGCUGUGGCUGGACUAUCCAUUCUCCCGCUGGCCAUGUACGGAGGAUACGUCAUCCCCCGUCCUUCGAUGCAUCCUUGGUUUAAAUGGAUCUCCUACAUCAAUCCCAUCUACUAUACCAUCGAAGCCCUCAUGGCCAUCGAGUUUCAUGGACGGCAAGCACCUUGCCAGCAGUUAAUCCCGUCUGGCCCUGGAUAUGAGAAUGUAGACACACAGAACCAAGUCUGUGCCGUUAUCGGAGCUAGACCAGGUGUCCCGUACGUAGUCGGAGACGAGUAUAUCGCUUUGUCGCAUGGGUACUCAUAUGACCAUGUGUGGCGCAACCUCGGCAUAUCGAUCGCUUUCUUCCUAGCAUUUACCAUUAUUUAUGCUGCGACGACCGAGUUCAUGAAGUCGUCUAAUGGUACUUCCCAGAUGGUCUUUCGGAAGAAUUCGCCUUGGGCUACAGCAAAGCCUCAUGACACGGAAAGCGGUGCAGCUGGUACAUCUGGCACUGAUGAGAAGGUUGCGACUGGUGGGAGUACGCCAGGUAUCGAAAGCGGCAAAGAUGUCUUCUCUUGGAAACACCUCAACUACGACAUCGAUAUUAAAGGAACUACACGUCGAUUGCUGUCCGAUGUCGAAGGUUUUGUUGAGCCUGGUACACUGACGGCACUUAUGGGCGCUUCUGGAGCGGGCAAGACCACCCUACUCAAUGUACUCGGACAACGUGUUGGUGGAGUGGGUAUCGUAACUGGUGAUCCAACGAUCAACGGCGUUGCCUUGGAUGCCUCGUUCCAGCAGCGCACUGGCUAUGUACAGCAGCAAGAUAUCCAUAUGGCUGAGAUGACAGUCCGCGAGGCUUUCCGUUUCUCUGCGUCUCUUCGUCAACCACAAGAAGUAUCUUUGGAAGAAAAGUAUGCCUACGUCGAGAAGAUCAUCUCAAUUCUUGGUCUGGAAGACUUCGCAGAAGCCGUGAUUGGCAUUCCAGGAAAAGGACUCAGUGCAGAGAAGCGAAAACGUACCACGAUAGGGCUUGAACUUGUCGCACGGCCGUCGUUGCUCAUCUUUGUUGAUGAGCCGACAUCUGGCCUUGACUCUCAGUCAGCGUGGUCCAUCGUUCAACUGCUCCGAGAUCUUGCCAAUGCAGGCCAGGCAAUCCUAUGUACCAUUCAUCAGCCUUCUGCUACUCUUAUCGAACAAUUCGACCGACUGCUAUUGUUAGCACGAGGUGGAAAGACCGUCUACUUUGGAGAUCUGGGCAGAGACUCACAAACGGUUCUCGAUUACUUUGCUGGCUACGGUGCACCCAGGUGCCCAGAAGGCGCAAACCCAGCCGAGUACAUCCUCGAACAAAUUGGAGCAGGCGCCACAGGACAAGCAACACUCGAUUGGCCUUCAGUAUGGCAGUCAUCCAUCGAGCGCAGAGCUGUUACCGAACGCAUUGAGCACUUCGAGUCAUUAGGCCGCUCCAAUCCUGCCCAAGAUUCCAGCGCUCCGAUGCGCAAGUUUGCGACAAGCUGGUGGCAACAAUAUCUCCUCGUACAGAAGCGACUUUUCGUGCAGCAAUGGCGCUCGCCGGGCUACAUUAAUAGCAAGCUUGCUAUCAACGUCAUCGGUGGGCUGUUCAUGGGUUUUACUUUCUACAAAGAACAAAACUCCGUGCAAGGCCUACAGAACAAAGUGUUCUCAGUCUUCACGAUCCUGCUUCUCUGUCUCAUCCUGAUGGUUCUUGUCCAGCCUCGGCUCAUCGAACUCCGGAAGAUAUACGAUGUCCGCGAAAAGCACUCGAACAUGUACCACUGGAGCGUCUUCGUAGUGGCAAACGUACUCGUGGAGAUACCCUUCAAUUUUGUCAUUUCAAGCAUAUGCUUUCUCUGCUGGUACUUCCCCGUGGGCUGGUGGCGCGACAUAUCUGACGGGCGAGGCGCAUUCAUGUACCUCGUGUUCAGCGUCUACCAGAUCUAUCACGCAACCUUUUCGCAGGCACUUGCCGUCGUCACACCCAAUGCCGAAACAGCCGCCAUGUUGACCAUUCUCUUCUACACGUUCAUUCUCGCUUUCAGCGGAGUGCUCCAACCGCUUUCGCAACUCGUCGGGUUUUGGCAUUUCGCCUACUACGUCAGUCCUUUUACAUGGCUCGUCUCAGCCAUGAUGUCUACCGGUGUGCAUGACGUUCCGGUUCAAUGCACGGUAGCCGAGACCAACGUCUUCCAGCCUCCUCAGGGACAGACGUGCGGCGAGUACGCUGGCGCGUUUGCGAAUGCGAGCAUGGCGACAUUGUACAACCCGGAUGCAAAUCAAGACUGUCAGUUCUGCCAAUUCGCCGUCGCGGAUGUGUACCUUGGUGCUUUGAACAUGUCAUACGACGACCGCUGGAGGAACUUUGGCUUCCUGAUUGUUUACACUGCGUUCAAUGUGGCUGUGUUCACACUUGGCUUUUAUUUGUAUUCUGGUCCCGGAUUGGGCAAUACGCUGAAACGCGUCUUCAAGGCUAAGAAGGCCUGA